Messenger RNA from Alnus glutinosa, 3492 nucleotides. RefSeq names its product myosin-binding protein 2-like. The record is from RefSeq and is a predicted model, not a curated record. Gene Ontology annotation, molecular function: myosin binding. The coding region runs from base 220 to 2853 and encodes 877 amino acids. The transcript has 4 exons. Lineage: Eukaryota; Viridiplantae; Streptophyta; Magnoliopsida; Fagales; Betulaceae.
GGUAUAAUUACAGUCACAACUCAGAUUGCCAUAAGUUAAUUAACAAUAUGCUGGUAGAGUAACUCAUACACAAUCCUGAGAAGCGUCCCUGCUUCUCUUGCUCCCACUCAGUUUUUGUUGUUCUCUCAAAACUUCAAAAACACUCUUACGUUGCUCUCUCUCUCUCUCUCUCCAUGUGUAUGCAUUUGUGUGUAAAUAACAAGAAAAGAUAGCAAAUCCAUGGCAACCAACAAGUUUGCAACCAUGUUGCAUAGAAACACCAACAAAAUCAUUGUAGCCCUAGUCUAUGCAUUCCUUGAAUGGGUCUUGAUAAUCCUCCUCCUCCUCAACUCUUUGUUCAGUUAUUUGAUAAAAAAGUUUUCCAUUUACUUUGGCCUUAAACCACCCUGCCUAUGGUGUUCUAGAGUUGAUCACUUCUUGGAGCCUAACAAGAUCAGAAACUCUUACAGAGAUCUUGUAUGUGACACUCACGCCACAGAAAUUUCCAACUUGAGCUACUGUUCAACUCAUCACAAAUUGGCUGAACCGCAUAAUAUGUGUGAGGAAUGCUUGGCCGACAGCUCCAUAAGAAGGACGCAGAGGAUUGCUUUUAUCUCAUUGGUGAGUGAUAACCAUAUUGAAAAUGGUGAAAAGAUUUUCAGGUGUUCAUGCUGCAACGAGAGCUUGAGCUGCAAAUUGUAUCCUCCUUUUUGGCUAUUAAAACCUUCUUGGGGAGCUUUGGAUCAUACCCAGAAAGACAAUUUUGUCAUAGAAGCGGUGGAUGAUGACAACAGUGAAGGUGAGUCUCCAUCAAAUCACAAGGAAAACGACAAUGAGAUCCAUGAAGACAACAGGGAAGAAAAUGAGCAUCAGAUACUUUCUGAUGUUGGAGGUUUUAGCUUCAAAGAAGUGGCAAAGGAAGAUGAGUCGCUUGAAAUAAUAAAUAUGCAUUUCAAGAAUUAUGCUGCAUGUGAGUUGAAUCGUUUAAUCCCUGUUGAGUUGAUUGAUUCUUCAACUACUGCAAACCAAGAAUCAUACAACCUGAAAGAGGAAGAUCUGAGAGAGCAUGAGCAUGAUCAUCGAAAUAGACCGUCUGAUUCUGAGGCACAGAUUGAAACAGAACUCAAUGUCUUAGCAGAGAGGGCAGCUGAAGGACAACUUGAAAGCUUGGAGAUCAGUGAGGGUGACAAUGACAAUCAUUCAACUCUAGAGGUGGUAGAAAGAAAACAAGAUAUGGUCGGUGAGGCAUGUAGACAAGUUGCUAUUACUCAAGAAGAAGUAGUAGUAGCCAUGGAAGAACCAGAUGAUCUACCAGCCAACACCUUGAUAGGUAAAGAAGUGUGUGAAGAAACAGUUUCUUCGUUGUCAUGCCGACAAGAAGAUCAGUCUUCCACUAAAAAUGAUGUUACUGAAAUUUCUACUUCCCCUGAUGUAUUUAUGGCUCAGAAUGACCUUGGUUUGAAGUCCAUGGGGAAAUCUACCCUGCAAGAGAAGACAAUUUUGGUUGAAAAGACUCAAGAAGGGAUAAACAAUCAUUUAUCCAUGCCUUCAGAGCCUAACGAAAUAGAGGAAGAGAAAUUUCCUGAUACACCAACUUCGGCUGACAGUCUCCAUUACUUGCAGAAGAAACUAUUACUAUUUGAAAAGAGAGAACCAGGAGCUGAAGAAUCUUUAGAUGGAAGUGUGGUGAGUGAAAUGGAAGGCGGAGAUGCAGUCAAUACCAUUGAACGGCUGAAAGCAGCACUAAAAUCUGAACGAAAAGCUUUAAGUGCUUUAUAUGCAGAACUAGAAGAAGAGAGGAGUGCAUCAGCAAUAGCUGCCAACCAGACAAUGGCUAUGAUAACAAGGCUUCAAGAAGAGAAAGCAGCAAUGCAGAUGGAAGCGUUCCAAUACCAGAGGAUGAUGGAAGAACAAGCUGAAUAUGACCAGGAAGCCUUGCAACUUUUGAAUGAGCUGAUGAUCAAGAGAGAGAAGGAGAAGCAAGAACUUGAGAAAGAGUUGGAAAUAUUUCGUAAGAGGGUCUUGGAUUAUGAGACGAAAGAGAAGAUGAGAAUGAUGAGAAGAAUUAAAGAUGGAAGUUUAAGAAGUAGAAACUCUUCUGCUUCUUGCAGCAAUGUGGACGACAGUGAUGAAUUAUCAAUUGAUCUGAAUCGCGAAGCAAAGGAUGAAGACAGUAGCUAUUCCGGCCAUCAAGAUAGCAGUCAAAACACUAGUCCUGAUAAUGCAGUCUUGAAUUUGGAGGAAAUUGCACUGGACUGUGUGAAGCAUAUGAGUUCUCUUGAUGAAUCCUUGGCAGAAUACGAGGAAGAGAGGCUAUCCAUUCUGGAUCAGCUCAAAGCACUGGAGGAGAAGCUAAUCACAUUAGGUGAUGAUGAAGGAUUUCUUGAGGAUGGGAAGUCAGUUGGGAAUUCCUCAUUGUAUGGUGUCAAAGAGUUUGAAGAUCAUGAUUUUACUAGUCCAGAAGAAAAUGGGAUUUCAGAUGGAUUUUUGAAGGAUAAACAUUAUCCAGAUGGAAAAACUAUGAAUUCAAUGGCAAAGAGACUCCUUCCUCUCUUGGAUGCUACCAGUAAUGAAAACGAAGAAGGGUUAUUAUUUGAAGAAAAAAGUGAAUCUGAAUAUGUUGAAAUGCAAAACUCCUUGGUAUCCAAUUUUGAACUGGAUGGCAAAAAACUAGCCAUUGAAGAUGAGGUAGAUCAUGUUUAUGAGCGGCUACAAGCUCUUGAAGCAGAUAGGGAGUUUCUCAAGCAUUGUAUGAGCUCCAUAAAGAAGGGAGACAAGGGAGUGGAUCUUCUUCAAGAAAUCUUACAACAUCUUCGAGAUCUCAAGGCUGUGGAAAUUCGCGUGAAGAACAUGACUGAUGAUCAUCUAGAUUGAAGUUGCAGAUGACUGCCACAAAUGAGAAUGACAAGAGAUUGCUUUCUCAGAGGUUUGUAAGAUGGCUCUUCAGAUGUAAGUGGUUAGCAAAACCACUUCAUACUGAGCACGACAAAAAGCUCAUCAAAAUCUAUGCCUUCUAGGGCUAGGAAGUCUCUUGAUGGAGAGGGACAUUCCUGAUAUGGUUUGUUUGAAUUGGUGCAUGAGAUGCAGGGUUCAGAAUUGAAGCCUGCCUCAAUUUUUUGUCUUUUGGAAUUGGGCCUACUACAAGUUUGGUGAGAAGCCUAAGAUUUUGCAGGACCUCCUCAUUACCACUUUUUCCUAAGCAACUGUGAAAGAUGUAGAGGAGCUUCUUCUCUGCCUGACCUUAGGCUUAGUGUGUAGGUCAGGACACUUGGGCCUCAACUUUUCUUUUUCUUUUUCUUUUUUCUUCUCUUUUAUAGUUUUAUUCCUGUUUCUUUCUUAGAGGAUGUGGGAGGAAAGAACUUAAAGAGAAGAGAAAAUUCUUCUCCUCCUCUUCUGUUGUUAUAUAGGCUUCCAGUGUCUGGAAGCCAGAGUUAUUUGUAUACCAAAUGUAUCAGCUGUCUAUAUUUUUGAGUGAGGGUUGUCAUUAAUGUUCUAGUUGCUUAUAUCCUUCAA